CCGCCACAUAAUUUUACACCGUAAAAAUAUUAAUACCAAUUUUGAAUUUCAAUCCAUUUUCAUUGGUCCAUGCUGGCAUUUCAACCCCCUACGGUCUACGCCGACGGCAAUUUUUCUUCCAUUUCCACCUUCUUCUCAACGCUACUUUCCCGGUUCUAGCUUUCUAUUUAAAGCAAAUCCGAUAACCCAAGAUUUCCGAUACUUCUUCUCUUUUCUUUAUUCUCCAGGUACUUGACAUUCUACUGUAUAUUGCUGAGCUCUGAACCAAGAAAUCGCACUACAUAAUUGAACCCCUUUUACGGGGUUCAGUGUACAAACUAAAUUAAUCUGGAUUGGGAUACUAUCAUCUGCACAUUGCUAUUUUCAUCUCAAUUCAACAAUGGUUCAUCCUGGUUCGACCCAAUUUUCACAUAAAUUGGGGAUUCAAAGUGUUCAUGGAUGCAAUAAGUUACAUAUUAGUGUCAAGGGAAAGACUCGUCUACAUCUUGUUACUGUCGUUCCUACAUCACAUGGUCUGAGGCACAAUCCUGGAAGUCUUCAGCUCUUACGGAGUGUAAGUCGCCCAAUGUAUCCUGUGUCUUCCAGAGCAAAUGUUUUUGUGUGUCGAUCUGUUCUAGAAUCAGGUGGCGGAGCUGGGACUGCUGUUCUAAAGUCUGCAGCUGUGGUUUUGACGAGAUCUUGUGAUGCCUUACGUAGCAGUCCUCUGUUACUUAAAUUAAUUCCAGCAGCUUGUGUCAUUGCUUUUGCUGCUUGGGGUAUUGGACCUCUUAUGCGCUUGGGGAGGAUUCUAUUUCUUCAUGAGCCAGAUGGAAGUUGGAAGAAAAGUAGUACAUACUAUGUUACGACUUCUUAUGUUCAACCUCUACUGCUAUGGACUGGAGCUACGCUGAUCUGCAGGGCAUUGGAUCCAGUAGUUUUACCAUCGGUAGCCAGUCAGGCUGUCAAACAACGACUUCUGAAUUUUGUUAGAUCUUUGUCUACUGUUCUGGCAUUUGCCUAUUGUCUAUCAAGCUUGAUUCAACAAGUACAAAAGUUUGCUUAUGAAUCAAAUGACUCAAGUGAUGCAAGAAAUAUGGGCUUUGAUUUUGCCGGGAAAGCUGUUUACACUGCAGUCUGGAUUGCUGCCCUUUCAUUGUUCAUGGAAUUGCUCGGCUUUUCUACUCAGAAGUGGCUCACUGCCGGAGGUCUCGGGACUGUAUUGCUUACUCUUGCUGGUCGUGAGAUAUUUACUAACUUCCUUUCAAGUGUAAUGAUUCAUGCAACACGACCGUUUGUGGUAAAUGAAUGGAUUCAAACAAAGAUUGAUGGAUAUGAAGUAUCAGGAACGGUUGAGCAUGUUGGUUGGUGGUCGCCAACCAUCAUCCGAGGCGAUGAUCGUGAAGCGGUCCAUAUUCCUAAUCACAAAUUCACUGUUAGUAUUGUGAGGAAUCUUACCCAGAAGACUCAUUGGCGUAUCAAGACUCAUCUUGCCAUCAGCCACUUAGAUGUCAAUAAGAUCAAUUAUAUUGUAGCUGACAUGCGCAAAGUUUUGUCCAAGAAUCCUCAAGUUGAACAGCAAAGGUUACACCGUAGAAUUUUUUUGGAUAACGUCAAUCCUGAAAACCAGGCUCUUAUGAUCAUGGUUUCUUGCUUUGUGAAAACUUCUCGUUUUGAAGAAUACCUGUGUGUGAAGGAGGCAAUUCUCUUGGAUCUUCUCAGAGUUAUCAGCCAUCAUAGGGCCCGGCUUGCCACUCCUAUUCGCACUGUUCAGAAAAUAUAUGGCGAGGCUGAUUUGGAGAACGUACCAUUUUCUGAGACCAUGUAUUCUCGUUCAGGGGCUACUAACCGUCCUCUGCUUCUUAUUGAGCCAUCUUAUAAAGUCAAUGGUGAUGACAAAACAAAAGUCUCUAGUCGUCCCACUCGUUCAUCAACUGAAGAAAAGGAAGCCAAACAAGAGGCAGUCUCGACGUCAGGGACAAAAGCCCCCGACACAACUGGACCAACUUCAAAUCUUGAUAUGAAAGCAGAUGAUAAAAAAUCAAUUUCUCCAUCUGGUACUACACCUAAGCCUUCAGCCCCCAAUCUAUCAACCGGCAGUCCAGAACAAAGCAGUGCGGAAAAGCCAGUAACAAGCAAUGAGAUAAAAGGAGAAAAGAAAGAUCUCUUGGGACUGAAUUCCAAAGACAACAUGCCACGAGGAACUCCGCCCAAAAGAUCGCCUUCAGCUUCCAGUCCUGGGAGCGAGAAAGCUGAUAUUCCUUCAACAAGCUCGCAAAAUAAGCAAGAUGGGGAGAAGACGUCUGCAUCACCAUCAGUGGUGAGGCCACCAUUGGAGGAGAAUAUUGUGCUGGGAGUUGCCUUGGAAGGUUCCAAAAGAACUCUUCCAAUUGAUGAAGAUUUGGAUUCAAAAGAAAUUUCCACGCAGAGGAAUGGGAGUGAGUUUCCCCCCAACAGUAAGGAUUUGAAAGAUGGUCAAAUGCCUGCCGUUCCAGGUGCGACGAAAAAUGAUUGAUGAGUUGAGGCACACUACGGUUGCUUUCUCCCAAUUAUUCUUCUGAUUUUUGAAGCGAUGCGCAAAUGAAAUGCAGGGCUGCAUUUUUAAGCAAGCAUUUUGCAGGCUCGCUAGUGUAAAAAAUCUGUAUCUUGUGAUCCAAAUGCAAUAUUGGCCAACGAAAGUGUACACUAUGCUGACUUUCUCCCCAAGAAAGAGAAUGGAAAGUAAAAAAAGAGAAGGGGGAAAAUUACAUUCAUCAUUUUGUUCCUUCCGUACAGUUCAUAUUCUUAUAGUUAAAUGAUAUCCCAGGAUGUCUGGCAUUUCAUACA
Molecule: messenger RNA, 2802 nt
Organism: Cucumis melo (muskmelon)
Lineage: Eukaryota; Viridiplantae; Streptophyta; Magnoliopsida; Cucurbitales; Cucurbitaceae
Product: mechanosensitive ion channel protein 3, chloroplastic-like
Exons: 14
Coding region: 380-2491 (703 amino acids)
Biological process (GO): transmembrane transport
Cellular component (GO): membrane
Source: RefSeq, a predicted model, not a curated record